This is a messenger RNA of Scylla paramamosain (green mud crab), 1884 nucleotides long. RefSeq names its product fatty acid hydroxylase domain-containing protein 2-like. Gene Ontology annotation, biological process: sterol biosynthetic process. Gene Ontology annotation, molecular function: iron ion binding; C-4 methylsterol oxidase activity. Bases 125 to 1042 code for a protein of 305 amino acids. The record is from RefSeq and is a predicted model, not a curated record. NCBI's taxonomy places the organism in Eukaryota, Metazoa, Arthropoda, Malacostraca, Decapoda, Portunidae. The transcript is spliced from 6 exons. Gene Ontology annotation, cellular component: endoplasmic reticulum membrane.
AUGUCGCUCACACUUCGCUCUGUCACUCGCUGGGAGGAGGCUACCCUGGGAGUCUUGACAUACCAUCACCCUCACCCACAGCUCGACUCCAGUCAAGAAAGACGUGUUGUCCUAACGUGGCGCCAUGAAGCCCUCGGGGACUGCCGUGCUGGUAGUGAUGCUGUUGCUGCUUCUGAGUCCAGGGUUCCUGCGGCGGGCGUGGGUAUGGUCAGGUGCGUUUUGGCAGGCGCGAUACGACCAGGUGUUGCGGGUGUGCGGCCACGACGGCUCCCUAGCCUUCCUGUAUGGAAUCUCAGUGGUGGGGUACUUCACCUACUGGGCGGUGGGAGGCCUGUACACCCUGGCAGACCUCAACCUACUCCCCUACCUGCUGCGCCAGUAUAAGACACAAACGGGCACGAACCAACCAGUAUCCGCCCGUGCACUGAUCAAGUGCCUGGCGGUGGUGAAUGUCAACCAGCUGGUCCUCGGGCUGCCCUUCGUGGAGGCGUGCAGGCGUGCCCUUCUGAUGCGCGGGGCUGACUUCUCGCCGCGCCUCCCGCCCUUUUUCGUCGUCCUGCAGCACCUGGCGGUCUUCACGCUCAUAGAGGAGGUGCUUUUCUACUACUUCCACAGACUGUGCCACCACCGCCUUCUCUACAAGCACAUCCACAAGCUGCAUCACGAGUGGCAGAGUCCCAUCGCUGUCACCGCCGCCUACGCCCAUCCCGUGGAACACUUCUUUGUCAACAUGGUGCCCAUCAUGGUGGGUCCCAUUCUGUUGGGCUCCCACCCCGCCACCAUCUGGCUGUGGGUCUUCCUGGCCACUGUCAACGUGCUGGUGCACCACAGCGGCUACCACCUGCCCUUCCUGCCCUCGCCACAGUUCCAUGACUACCACCACCUCAAGUUCACAGGCUGCUACGGGGUGCUGGGGGUGUUGGACCGCCUACAUGGGACGGACCAACAGUUCCUCUCCACGCUUAACCAUCAAAAGGACCAUGUGUACUUCAGCCUGCAGCCUCUGUCCGCCACGGCCAGCUCUGGGGGCGGGAGGGAGUGAGGCGAGGCAGUAUGCGUGUUAUCAUAUCGGUGUUAACCCUUCGGCCUUCACUGCUAUUUGUCGUAUCUUUCUUCAUUUACUGACCCCUCAGAUCUCUUUUCUUGUUCCACAGCCACUAGAAAUUGCAAAAUCUAUUCUUUUUAAUCGCCUUCCUACUUGUUUAACCCUUCAUUGCUAUUUGUCACAUCUUUCUUCGUUUACUAACCUCUUGUAUCUCCCUUCUUUUUUCUACAGCCACUUCCAAACAUUGUAGUAGCUAGAUAGUACAAAAUAUAUUCUUUUUAAUCUCUUCUUACUUGUGGAAGCUUAUAAGAACUUCAUACAUUGCAUCUAGUGCUGUGAAUUGCUGCGUGUUGCACUAAAAGGUUAAUGCAAAGUGGAAAUUGUGGAAACUAAGCUUGUAUAUGUUACGGGUUGAUAAAGUAAGUGUUAUUCCAUAGAGAUUAUGUUUAAGGUAAGCCAUGUGGCGAGUGCAAUGAAGGUAUGUGCUAUGGCUACUGAAACUAAGACACACUACAUAUACUGAUAAAUUAGGGCAUAUAGCAAAUAAAAAUGUUAUACGAGUAUUGCGGUGAUAAGGUGCUGUGAUGGAUAAGAAGAUAAGAUUAUGGAGUGAUUUAAGAAACAAUCAAGAAAACAUCCCAAUCUCAACACAAACUUGAAGUGACGUGACCAAAGCUAACUUAAUGAGGUUCCCGACAAUCUGGUACUCUUAAUAUUCAUUGAUACAGGAACACAAAGGAACAAAAGGGAUGAACAAGCAGCAGCAUCAGACCUACUGGUCCUCAUGAGGCUGCUAAAUGAUACUCAUGGUUUAUAUAUAAAGUCUGAACAUAACAAAA